UAUAAAUUCACUAAAGUUUGGAAAGAAGAUAAAUAUAUAUAAAUAUUCAAUGAUAAAGAAUAAGUUUGAGUUGGUAGUUAAAAAUAUCAAAUAAAAAACAAACGGGCCAAAGAUAUAAAAAAGAUUUCAAGAAAAAUUAAAAGUUAUCUUUUAAUUGCUUAAUUAUUUAAUUAUUUACCUACCUCCUCCUGUUCGACAACAUUUUCGACACAAUUGGUAGAAAUAUGUUCAUAAUCAAACUUGGCGCUUUGCACCUGCGAUUGCUUGUUAUCUAAUGUCCUUCGCCUUCGACGAACUAUCAUUGCACAAAUUUGCUAUUCGAAACAGCCGUUGUACUAUACCUAUAUCGUAUUUUUAUUUUCUUAAUUGCUAUUAUUUCGAAAAAAUCAAGAGAGUCGUUACUGAGCCACUACUUGAUGUCUAAUGUCGACCCACGUCAUCAAUCGAGGAAUAGAUUGGACAUAUAAAUUUCUGCUUAUAAAAAUUUCAAUUUCCGUAAAAGUGAUAUCCCAAUUUCUUUAUUAUUAAGUAGAGGUAGUGUUAAACAUUACGAUAAAAUAUUAAAGACAUAGAAUUGAUAUAAGUGACCAUCAGGCUUAAGGUAUACGAUGUGAUAUACAUGUAAGAUAACGGUACUAUCUCCGACAUUCCCUUUGGAAAUCCUUUCUCCGUAUCGUAUGGUAGUUUUGUACAGUAUAUACAUAUACGUCAUUUUAUUUAUAAGGAACGAAAGUUUCUUUGAAAUUUAAAAAAAUUGUGAAUGAUUUCAAAACUGUUUAAUAUAUGAUAUUCAAUAUUUUAUAUCAUCUGAUUGAGACAUGGACAAUGAUAAAAUUUGUUGUCCCAUCUGUUCUAAAGAAUUUUCCUCUGUAAUAAUAGAGAAUCAUGUUAGUAAAUGUUUAUUCCUAAAUGAAUCAGCAAGCAAAGAAUCUUCAUCAUCCUUUAAAGAUGGAAGUCCUGCAAGGAAGUAUAUGAAAUUAAGCGAUACCAAAGUAAAAAAGGACGAUGUAGGAUUAGUAAAAAAUACAACUAAAAUGGUAUCAUCAGUAAUGAAUAUAGAUUCUCAAAGUCCAAAGACAUCAAUUAAUAUUAAUACAGAUAAAAAAAUUACAAAGUUAUUUGGGAACGAUCAUAUACCUCUUGCUGAACGUAUGAGACCUACAACACUUUCAGGGUAUGUUGGUCAAUUGCAUGCUCUUGGACCAUCUACUGUUUUAUAUCAAUUGUUAAAUAAGUCUGAAAUACCAAAUAUAAUUUUAUGGGGUCCACCUGGUUGUGGAAAGACGUCUUUGGCAAAUGUUAUAGCUUACAUAUGUAAGAAUAAGUCAAAUGGUAAAAUGAGAUAUGUUAAGUUAUCUGCAGCAAUGGCUGGUGUAAAUGAAGUAAAAGAAGUAAUCACUAUUGCUUCUAAUGAGUUAAAAUUUAACAGACGUACAGUGGUUUUCAUGGAUGAAAUACAUCGUUUUAAUAAAAUUCAGCAAGAUGUAUUUUUACCACAUGUUGAAUCUGGUAUCAUUACACUAAUUGGUGCAACAACAGAAAAUCCUUCUUUCAGCUUAAAUUCCGCACUUUUGAGUCGUUGUAGAGUCAUUGUUUUGGAGAAAUUGAACACAUCUAAUUUAAUGUCUAUAUUAAAUCGAGCAGUGUCUUCACUAGAGGGAACAGUAUAUAGCUCAAAUAAGAAAUUGGAAAGUGCAAAUCAAAUACCAAAAUUUAUUAUAGAUGAACCGAGCAUAGAAUGGCUGGCAGAAACUUGUGAUGGUGACGCGCGUAUAGCAUUAAGUGGACUAGAAUUAGCAGUUCAAUGUAAAAUACAGAGCAAUGAAGAAUUUUUACAAAAUGGUCCUGUGACCAUAACAUUAGCUAACAUUAAAGAAGGCCUUAAGAAAACUCAUAUGUUAUAUGACAAGAGAGGUGACCAACAUUAUGAUAUGAUUUCAGCUCUACAUAAAUCUGUUAGAGCAAGUGAUGAAAAUGCGUCUCUUUAUUGGUUAACAAGAAUGAUAUUAGGUGGUGAAGAUCCAGUUUACAUUGCACGAAGAUUAGUUAGAAUGGCAUGCGAAGAUAUUGGGUUAGAAGAUCCAAAAGCACUUGGAAUUGCUAUACAUACAAUGCAUGGUUGCAAGAUGAUAGGAAUGCCUGAAUGUGAUGUCCUUUUAGCACAGUGUACAACAUAUUUAGCAAGAGCACCAAAGUCUAGAUUAAUGGAAGAUGCACUCAGAGCUGCUCAAAGAGUAAUAGCUGAACAUAAAGGACCUCAGCCUGGAGUACCUUUAUAUUUAAGAAAUGCUCCAACAAAGCUUAUGAAGAAUCUAGGAUAUAGCAAAGGUUACAAUAUGAAACAUAAAGAUGAAUCAGGAAUGAAUUAUUUACCAGAAGGAUUAGAAAAUGUAAACUUCUUUGAUUACCAUAAGAAUUAUAUGACAUAAGUAUAAACUUGAAUAAAAUUGAAUGAAAGAUUGGUUACAAUAUAUUUAUAAUAUUGAAGAGUACAGAAUAAUAAUAUUGCAUACAUAUUAAUUAUCGAGAUACAGAUUUAAGUAAGAAAACUAUGCUAGUUAUCAAAAUGCAAAUCUAAUAGUUUUAAUAUACAUUUUGUAGUCGAAGCAAAAUUAUGCAGAAUUUCAAUAAAAACAGGAAGACAGUGCAAGCUUAA
Bombus huntii is the source of this 2656-nucleotide messenger RNA. Its product is annotated as ATPase WRNIP1-like. Gene Ontology annotation, molecular function: single-stranded DNA helicase activity; ATP binding; enzyme activator activity. Gene Ontology annotation, cellular component: nucleus. The coding region runs from base 819 to 2429 and encodes 536 amino acids. Gene Ontology annotation, biological process: regulation of DNA repair; DNA-templated DNA replication. The record is from RefSeq and is a predicted model, not a curated record. NCBI's taxonomy places the organism in Eukaryota, Metazoa, Arthropoda, Insecta, Hymenoptera, Apidae. The transcript has 6 exons.